Cheilinus undulatus (humphead wrasse) is the source of this 3839-nucleotide messenger RNA. RefSeq names its product engulfment and cell motility 1 (ced-12 homolog, C. elegans) (gene elmo1). Gene Ontology annotation, biological process: cell motility; actin filament organization. Lineage: Eukaryota; Metazoa; Chordata; Actinopteri; Labriformes; Labridae. Gene Ontology annotation, cellular component: plasma membrane; guanyl-nucleotide exchange factor complex. The transcript has 23 exons. The coding region runs from base 440 to 2620 and encodes 726 amino acids. The record is from RefSeq and is a predicted model, not a curated record.
AAGAGGAAGUGGAAACAUCAGCACUAUCUCUACGAGAGAGGAGAGAGAGAAAACACCGCUCACACACAUCCACACACUCAGAACACACACACAAACUCCAGCUAUCAGCGCUUUGGUGGAGAAGUGUCCUCGCCUCGUCAGAUUUCUGCAAUUCUAUGAAAGGAACAGCAGAGACUGCCUGUGACGUCAAAUGACCACCCUCUACAGUCCACCCACCAAGUGAGGGUACAGGUGUCUGCAGAAACGCGUGGGGUUUACCAUACCUAAAUCGAACUGAAACAAACAGGACCACCUGGUGGAAACACAGCUUAAGAAAGACUGAAGAAGAGGAACAAAGUGAACCUCGGUCUAUCUAAAGGUUUGAAUGAGCUUCCUUCGGUACCAGUGACAGAGGUGUGACGCAGCGUCACCCACACCAGCCACACGUCCCCUAUCAGCCAUGCCACCACCCGCAGACAUUGUGAAGGUGGCCAUUGAGUGGCCGGGGGCCUUCCCCAAGCUCAUGGAGAUAGACCAGAAAAAGCCUCUCUCAGCCAUCAUUAAAGAAGUGUGUGAGGGAUGGUCAUUGGGGAACCAUGAAAACUUCGCACUUCAGAUAGCUGAUGCAACUAAUUUCUACAUCACAGAAAAGAAUCGCAAUGACAUCAAGAAUGGCUCCAUCCUGCGUUUGACCACCUCUCCUUACCAGACUGCACUCCAGCUUCAUGAGCGAAUUCAGUCGUCCAGCAUGGAUGCCAAGCUGGAAGCUCUGAAGGACCUGGCCAACGCAUCCCGGGACAUCACCUUCGCACAGGAGUUCAUCAACCUGGACGGCAUCUCGCUGCUCACUCAGAUGGUGGAGAGUGGCACAGAGCGCUAUCAGAAACUGCAGAAGAUAAUGAAGCCCUGUUUUGGAGACCUGCUGUCCUUCACUCUGACAGCCUUCGUGGAGCUGAUGGACCACGGCAUUGUCUCCUGGGACACUUUCUCUGUGGCCUUCAUCAAGAAGAUUGCCAGCUAUGUGAACAAGUCAGCCAUGGACACAGCAGUGCUGCAGCGCUCCCUCGCCAUCCUGGAGUCCAUGGUGCUCAACAGUCAGGAUCUUUACCACAAGGUGGCACAAGAGAUUACCAUUGGACAGCUCAUCCCACAUCUUCAGGGAACUGAUCAAGACAUUCAGACCUACACUAUUGCUGUUAUCAAUGCUCUCUUCCUCAAAGCUCCAGAGGAGAAGAGACAGGAGAUGGCCCAUAUUCUUGCCCAGAAACAGCUGCGCUCCAUCAUCCUUAGUAACGUGAUCCGGAGCCCCACACCCAUCAAUGAUGAGAUGGCCCACCAGCUGUAUGUGCUGCAGGUGCUCACCUUCAACCUGCUGGAAGACCGCAUGAUGACCAAAAUGGAUCCUCAGGAUCAGGCUCAGAGGGACAUCAUCUUUGAGCUGCGCAGAAUCGCCUUCGACAUGGAGUGUGAGCCCAACAACAGUGGCAGCAUUGAGAAACGCAAGUCCAUGUACACCCGUGACUACAAGAAACUUGGAUUCAUUAAUCACGUGAAUCCAGCUGUGGAUUUCACUCAGAUCCCCCCGGGCAUGCUGGCUCUGGAUAACAUGUUGUAUUUUGCCAGGCACCACCAGGACGCCUACAUCAGGAUCGUCCUGGAGAACAGCAGUCGGGAAGACAAGCACGAGUGUCCAUUCGGCCGCAGCAGCAUCGAGCUAACCAAGAUGCUCUGUGAGAUUAUGAAAGUGGGCGAACUUCCCAGUGAAAACUGCCACGACUUCCAGCCCAUGUUCUUCACCCAUGAUCGCUCCUUUGAGGAGUUCUUCUGCAUCUGCAUCCAGCUGCUCAACAAAACCUGGAAGGAGAUGAGAGCCACAAGUGAAGACUUCAAUAAGGUAAUGCAGGUGGUGAGGGAGCAGAUCAUGCGAGCACUCACUCUCAAGCCUAAUUCACUGGACCAGUUCAAGAGUCGCCUGCAGAAUCUGAGCUACACAGAGAUCCUGAAGAUACGCCAGUCCGAGAGGAUGAAUCAGGAAGACUUUCAGUCCCGGCCCAUCCUGGAGCUGAGGGAGAAGAUCCAGCCUGAGAUCAUGGAGCUGAUCAAGCAGCAGAGGCUCAACAGGUUGUGUGAGGGAACUUGCUUCAGGAAAAUAAGCAGUCGCAGGAGGCAAGAUAAGUUUUGGUACUGUCGUUUGUCUCCGAACCAUAAAGUCCUGCACUAUGGAGAUUUGGAGGAGAGCCCUCAGGGAGAAGUACCCCACGACUCUUUGCAGGACAAACUGCCUGUGGCUGAUAUCAAAGCUGUUAUCACUGGCAAAGACUGUCCUCACAUGAAGGAGAAGGGAGCCCUAAAGCAAAACAAGGAGGUGUUGGAGCUGGCCUUCUCUGUCCUCUAUGAGUCCGACGAGUAUUUAAACUUUAUUGCUCCUGACAAGCAUGAGUACUGUGUGUGGACUGAUGGUCUGAACGCCCUCCUGGGUAAAGAGAUGACCAGUGAUUACACCAAAUCUGACAUGGACACCCUCCUCUCCAUGGAGAUGAAGCUCCGCCUCUUGGAUCUAGAGAACAUCCAGAUACCCGAGGCCCCGCCCCCGAUUCCCAAAGAACCUAGCAACUAUGACUUUGUUUACGACUGUAACUAGAACAAACGGUCCGAGAGUCUGAUCCCCGAGCCCACACAGCACCUCCUGUUCUCACUGGACCGAUCCACUUUUCUUAUAAACUGGAACAAAAACCAAUAAAACCGUAUGAAAUAAAAAGUGAACCGUGAUUGAAUGGAGAAGGAUGUGUUGCACCAUUUUCCUCAUGCUUCUGGCUAUUAGAGAGAGAACAUAGGUUUGAGGGAUCUGGGUUGGAUGCAGGGUCGUUAUAUGGAGAGGACAAACCAGGAAGUUCUUGUCCAGGCUGUUGGUGGUCGUCCUGCGUCUUCUUCCUCACUCUAUUCCUGUCUCCUGUAUGAAACAUUCACUUCUUUCUCUCAGCCACUGUCCUUUUGCUUGAAUAUUGCUGUAGACAAAUGCUUACAAGUUGAAUUGGUUCAUCUUUGAUGUUGUCCUUUUUUUUUUUUUUUUUAACCUUUAUUAUUUUUCCUCAGGGCUUUUGUGUGUAUUUGGGGGGUUGGUUGGCGUGGUUCAGAAGCAGGGAGGGACAGGGUUUUAGUGUUUUGUCUUCAGCUUUCCAGCAGUAUUUCCUGUCCCAUUCUCACUUACAGUAUCUGUGGCAGCUACGUGUUCCCUAAGAGACUUCAGUCUCUUACAUCCGCUCUGUACUGCUCCACGUAUACUGAAGACUGUUAGAAUAAGUCGACCCUCAAAAUCAAGGCACUGUACUCCAGAAAAAAAGCCUUUCUUUUGAAAAUUCUAAUGUUCCUGUUAUUAUCCCACUGCUGCUUAUUGCAUAUUGUACACUCCCACACAGCGGCUUCGCCAAAACAAACGGAACAAAGCAGCAUCAUUGUGAAACACAAACACACUCGUCUCUCCCUCAUAUGAGUCUCUUCUGUUGUAAUGACUGCUGUACUCCACAUUCCUAAGCAAUAUUUGAGCUUCUUUUGUUUAUCAUUUGUAAGAUGGUCAUAAUUUAGUGAUUUUAAAAUUGUGAAACUGCCAAGUAGUUGGUAUACAGAAGAGGAUGUUUCUGGUGUUUUGGUCUUGGGAAAUGGUCUUUUUUGUGUGUGUUUGGGACUUUAUGGCCACAAAAUUGAAAGUCUAUGUAUUUUUUUAAUUUAAAAACAGAUCAUGGUUGUUAUUUCUAGUAUGAUUUAUAUAUUUUUCCCUUUCUAUUUAAUACCUUCAGAUGUUUUUUUUUUUCGUUAGGAUUUUUUCAAAGCCCCUUAAACUGCUGUUUACAUUAAAGAUUUAA